AUGACCAACACCAAUCAAUCAACGGACUCGAGUUCAGUUCCUCCAGACACUACAUCAGUCGUUCGAGGAAGCUCGGCCCAAUGGCCACACAAAUUUUGUCGGUUUCUGAAGAAGGUCAAGGAUGGUGUAACAAAGAAGAUUUCUGCUGAGAUCAUACACAAGCGCUCGAACAUGAAGAAUUUGCACAGCAGCGAGCCUGUUCUCCCAAACGUUGAUCACACAGGCGCUUUGUCAACUCCGAAUAUCAAGCCUGAGAAUACUUCAUCUGAUGUGAAACAAGGCGGUGAUCCCCAAUCGGCACUUCUAGAUGCCAAAAAAGCUGUCAAAGGCAUGAAUCUACUUUCAGGGCCUGUAGAAUCUGGGGCAUCCACCGCCCAAAAUGCACCAGGGGAUCUUGAGGACGCAUAUAGUUUCCAGGACACAUAUCUUCAACCCCUCAGGACAUUCGACAAUAUUAUCGGGAAGCUCGCAGAUGUACAUCCAUAUGCAAAGAUUGCACUAGGCGUCUUAUCUUGUGCUUCAAAAGACGAGACGCUUGGCCAGAUUUCAUCGAUGCGCGAUAUCCUUGGACAGAUCUCUCAGCAGACCCUUGAAUGUGCUCGCUUCAUUAGAGAUUAUGCAGAGACCAAGAGCUUCUGUGAGUCUUCAAGUUGUCGCACGUUCUACGUGCUCAAUAUCCUACCAUUAUAA
Suillus discolor is the source of this 690-nucleotide messenger RNA. RefSeq lists its product as uncharacterized. NCBI's taxonomy places the organism in Eukaryota, Fungi, Basidiomycota, Agaricomycetes, Boletales, Suillaceae. Bases 1 to 690 code for a protein of 229 amino acids. The transcript has 6 exons. The record is from RefSeq and is a predicted model, not a curated record.